Messenger RNA from Paramecium pentaurelia, 715 nucleotides. The record is from the annotation of a GenBank genome assembly. NCBI's taxonomy places the organism in Eukaryota, Ciliophora, Oligohymenophorea, Peniculida, Parameciidae.
AAUGUCUAAUAGUUAUUACGAUUGGUUGGUAAAGGUAAUUGUAUUAGGAGACUCAGGAGUAGGAAAGACCAAUAUCCUUACUUAAUAUUGUGAUCAAAAAUUUUCAUAAAAUUAUAUGGCAACUAUAGGUGUUGAUUUUAAGAUAAAGACAAUCACUGUAUAUAAAAUAAAUAUGUUAAAAAGGUUGAAGAUAAGAAAAUCAAAUUAUAAAUUUGGGACACAGCAGGAUAAGAGAGAUUUAGGAACAUUACAUAAACAUAUUAUAAAGGAGCAUUUGGAAUCAUUUUUGUUUAUUCCAUAGUAGAUAGAAACUCUUUCAAUAAUGUAGAAACUUGGAUCAAAUCUAUAACCGAAAAUACAACUGAUGAAGUGUAAUAUGCAAUAAUAAUCCCUUAAGUUGUUCAAUCUUAGUCGGAAAUAAAAUGGAUUCUCAAGAUAGAAGAGUUCAAUCAUCAGAAGGUUAAGCAUUAGCAACAAAGUAUAAAAUGCCAUUCAUAGAGACUAGUGCAUUAGAAAAUAAAAAUAUAUGUAAUAUUAAAAUACUUAUUAUAUUUUAGAAAACAUUUUUGAUAUAUUAGGUUUAAAUUUGAAGAAAAGAUUGGAAAAUGAGAGUCAAAAGCCAUAAGUUAAUGCUGAGAAAUAAUCAACAAGUUAAUUCAAAUUAAAUUAAGAAACUGCAUAGCCACAACCACCACCAUCUUCUUGUAAUUGUUGA